Pimephales promelas (fathead minnow) is the source of this 1476-nucleotide messenger RNA. The record is from RefSeq and is a predicted model, not a curated record. NCBI's taxonomy places the organism in Eukaryota, Metazoa, Chordata, Actinopteri, Cypriniformes, Leuciscidae.
CCUAAAUGUCAGGCUGAAAGUCUAAAGACACACCUUUAACUCGCCUCUAAACUGGAGGUCUCUUUUGCAGCCACGAAACUUUGAGGAACUAUGGUGAAGACCAUUAAGGAACAUCUGGAGGAUACUUUUGAGGAUCUGGGGGAGGAAAAGCUAAGAAAGUUUAAAAUCAAAUUGCGCGAUCGGAAGCCUGAAAAUGAUAAACAGGUUGUACGACAAGCUACAAUCGACAAAAUUAAAGACGCUCUAGAUCUCGCCGAUGUAAUGGUGAACACUUUCACAUCGAAAGACGCUGUUCCUGUAACAGUCGAACUUUUAACGGCCAUUAAAGAACAUAAGCUGGCAGAGGAGCUCAGAGAGAACACGAGAGACGUAGAUCCAGUUGGUCGUCCUGGCCCGAGUGCUCAAUCUGAUGUAGCUCCAGUUGGUCGUCCUGGCCCGAGUGCUCCAUCUCAUGGCUUGGAGGUUAUGCAACCGCAGUCAGAUGAUUGGCAGAGAGAAUUGCAGGUUACUCCGUGCAGCCAAUCAUUUAAAAACAAAAUACUUCAAGAAAAUGGCCAAGAGAUUUAUGAAGUGAAAGACAAGUUUGCAAGAACACGUCUUGCCCUGCUUAUCAACAACAGAGAUUUUAAUGAUAAGGCAAUGACCAGGAGAGGGGCAGAGAGAGAUGAAGAGAACAUGGAAUGGCUGUUAAAGGAGCUGGGUUAUCAAGUUGUCAAGUACACCAAUGUCUCUGCAGAGGACAUGAAGAAAGCAGUCAAGAAGUUUGCAGAGCGUGAGGAACAUGCAAAUUCAGACAGCACCUUUGUGGUUAUAAUGUCCCACGGAAAGAGGAACGCCAUUUUGGGUGUCCAUUAUACAAAAGACAACCCCUCUGAUACUUUCCCUGUUGAUGAUAUCUACAAUCAUCUGAACUCUGAGAACUGUCCGGCUCUGCGUAAUAAACCCAAGGUUAUUCUUAUCCAAGCCUGCAGGGGAGGGGAACAUGGGCGCGUGUGGGCCAGUGACGGUGAGCCUGAUGAGCCAGAGGAAAUAGAGGGCGAUGACUUUGUGCACAAGGAGAAAAACUUCAUUUCUCUGAUGUCCUGUACCCCGGAAACCAAAUCUUACAGGCAUGUGGAGAAUGGAACUUUUUACGUGCAAUACAUAGUGGAUGUGUUCACGAAAGAUGCACACAAGGAUCACAUUGAGGAAUUAUUCAGGAAGGUUAUUAGGCGUUUUGACAGUUCAGAUAUGCCCGGGAGCUACAGGCAGAUGGCAUGUAAAGACAGAGCAUCGCUGGCAAAGUUGUUCUACCUGUUCCCUGGACUCUAAUUGUACAUGCAUCUCUCUCCUCAUCUGUGAAUUCUGUAGACCCCCUAUGUGCCUGUAAUACAUAAUAAUUCGCAAAUGUAUUUUCACACAAACAAUACUUUAUUUGCUAAUAAUCGUAACCUAUGUGUCAUAUUUGAAAAGAAAAUUUCGAAGGCCCUCGAAUUA